AUGUCUUCCUCAGCCUUUGGGGCUGUGGUGCGGUUUGAGAGCACCUCACCAAUCGCUAACCCUGCGGCCGUGGUGCGAAAGGAUAGGCAGGGUAUCGCUCGCACUCCCUCUGAAUACGACCUCGAUCAUAUGCGUGAAAGUCGCCAGUCUCAUGCGUCAGGGCCAAGCACCGGAGUUCACAUGCUUAUCACGCCAGUCACUCCCAGCGAGUUGGAAAGCCUUCCGGGCUCACCUGCAGCAGACGGUCCUAUCGAUGCUAUCGAUCCACUACCAAAUCCCACCUCAUCUGCGACAACUAGAUGGCGACUUUUGAGUGCUUGUAUGAUGAAUGUGGCCAAUGGCUUGAAUGACAGCGGCCCGGGUGCUCUGAUUCCGUACAUUGAGAAAGACUACAAUAUCGGUUACGCAGUCGUGUCACUGAUUUUUGUGACUAAUGCGCUGGGGUUCAUACUUGCUGCGCCAGUCACGCAAUUAUUUGAGGCAAAACGCGGGCGCUCAAAAUCUUACGCCUUAUCAAUGAGUUUGCUGGUUGCGGGAUAUGUGAUCAUUCUCUUCAAACCGCCAUUUCCAGCCGUCGUGGCCAGUUUCUUUCUGCUGGGAUUCGGAAUCGCGCUGAAUUUAGCCUUGAACAAUGUUUUCUGUGCGAACCUAGCGAACAGUACGACUUCUCUCGGCGCCUUGCACGGCGCCUACGGCAUUGGGGGGAUCAUGGGACCGCUAAUAGCGACGGCCAUGGUAUCCGACGGGGUUCAGUGGUCCCUCUACUACUCCAUCAACCUCGCACUAGCAGUGUUUAACUUAGCGUUUGCAAUGUGGACCUUCCGCGGGUAUGAAAAAGAGCUGCCGAUUCAACUUCUCACCGCGCUUCAGCAGACGGCUUCGCAACAGGGGCACGGUCACAACGUUGCCAGCAAAAAGCAACUAUUGAAGCAAGCAGUCAAGAAUAAAACGACGUUACUCGGAGCUCUUUUCAUCUUUGCAUACCAGGGUGCAGAGGUUUCUAUCUCAGGGUGGGUUGUCUCGUUCCUGAUCAGCUACCGUAAAGGAGAUCCCUCCCAUGUCGGCUAUGUCAGCGCCGGAUUUUGGGCGGGCAUCACCCUUGGACGCUUUGUGCUCUCGCAUCCGGCGCAUAUGGUUGGAGAAAAACUUGCGGUUAUUUUGCUGGUUGUGGGAUCUGCUGCUUUCCAGCUUAUGACGUGGCUUAUCCCAAAUGUCAUCGGGGACGCGGUUUCUGUGGCUAUUGUGGGAUUGCUGCUAGGUCCCGUCUACCCUUGUGCUACGGCGGUCUUUAGCAAGUUGCUUCCUAGAAAUAUUCAGAUCUCUAGCUUGAGCUUUAUCAGCGCUAUGGGAAGUAGUGGUGGUGCCGUUGCGCCUUUCUUCACAGGCUUGCUGGCGCAGAGUGUUGGAACAUAUGUUCUUCACCCAAUCUGCAUUGGAUUAUACGGUGUGAUGCUUGCGGGUUGGGCCUUGAUGCCUAAGGUCUCCAAGAGGUCUGAAUAA
Aspergillus pseudoviridinutans is the source of this 1500-nucleotide messenger RNA. RefSeq names its product putative MFS efflux transporter. Gene Ontology annotation, molecular function: transmembrane transporter activity. Gene Ontology annotation, cellular component: membrane. The record is from RefSeq and is a predicted model, not a curated record. NCBI's taxonomy places the organism in Eukaryota, Fungi, Ascomycota, Eurotiomycetes, Eurotiales, Aspergillaceae. The transcript has a single exon. The coding region runs from base 1 to 1500 and encodes 499 amino acids. Gene Ontology annotation, biological process: transmembrane transport.